CGGGACAUUGUGUGCGCCAUAUUGAUAUGCGGAAUCCAUGUCGGGGGUGUAAAAGACACUGACAUCAUGUGCAAUUUACGUUCGUGGUGCAAAUCGGUCGGGAUUAUCAAUAUAAUGUGUAGUUUAUAGUGUUUCGUUAUUAUCCGAGAUUGUUUCUUACAUGAUUUCAUACUUGGAUAUUUUAACUCACUCCCGCUACCUGUACCUUUAUGUUUUGUCCGUCAGGUAGGCAAAAGAACCGGAAAACCCAUUGUUAAAAAAUAAUGCAUACACCGGACGGUACCCUUGAAAGAGGUCAGGCGCCUCCACCGUAUUCACAUCCUGUACAUACUCAUCAGAUAUUACGUGAUGGUGACUUAGUACUACCUCAAGUAACCUCUCUACCUAAUAAAGAUCAAUUCAACAAUUUUACAAAUGGUGGUAUUCCUAUCAAAGACGAAUUCUCUCUGCCAAAAAUAACAAACGAUUAUGCUGUAAAUAUUCCGGGUGCGUGUCAAGAUAGUUCUCCUGACAGCCCACAACCUGCAAAUUAUGAUCUCAAACAAGGAUGGAUAAAUGGCAUCUUUGGCUGUUUGCGACCCGUUCUCUCGAUAAUUGGGAAAGGAGUCGUAGAAAAUAAGAACCCACAAGAUGAUUGGGAGAUACCUUUCGAUCAAAUCACUGACCUCAAAUUUCUUGGAUCUGGUGGGCAAGGAGCAGUCUUCUCCGGAAUGCUCAAUAACGUACAAGUGGCUGUCAAAAAAGUCUCCGAUCUAAAAGACACAGAUAUACGAAAUCUUCGCAAGUUAAAUCACCCAAAUAUUGUCAAAUUCAAGGGAGUUUGUACGCAAGAAACGUCAUGCUAUUGCAUUGUGAUGGAAUUUUGUCCGUAUGGACCACUGUUCGAUUUGCUCAAAAACCAAAAAAAUAUUGUUACUAUAAAUAGAGUAGUUUCAUGGGCCAAGCAGAUUGCCAACGGUAUGCAUUAUUUGCAUAGCCAUAAAAUUAUUCAUCGGGAUUUGAAGAGUCCAAAUGUACUGAUUGGAGAAAAUGAAGUGAUCAAAAUAAGCGAUUUUGGUACAUCGAGGACUUGGAACGGAGUUAGCGAAAAAAUGACAUUUGCAGGAACGGUAGCUUGGAUGGCGCCAGAAGCUAUACAAGAACUAGCUUGUAGCGAAAAGGUCGACAUAUGGUCAUUUGGUAUCGUUCUUUGGGAACUAAUAACUUGUGAAGUCCCUUACGAUGGAAUGAAUCAAGGCGCCAUUAUGUAUUCAGUUGGUUCCGGAAAGCUAAUCCCGCCUAUUCCAACCACAUGCCCGGAUGGUUUCAAAUUAAUCAUGCAAAUGUGUUGGAAAUUCAAUCCAAGAGAACGACCUAAUUUCAAACUAAUUUGUAACCAUUUAGAAAUAGCAUCUGUUGACAUUCUUUCUAAAUACGAAGACAAAACAUUCUUUGAAACUCAGGAAAGUUGGAAACAAGAAAUCAGAUCUCAAAUUUAUCUUUUCUGUGAGAAAUUACAGAAACAUAAAAUAGAAUAUCAGCUAAAAGAAGAACAACUCAUCAAAAGAAGAGAGUUGGAAUUGAAACAUAUACGAGAUAUAAGAGAAGUAUACGAUAGAAGAUUAGAGAAAGUGAAUCAGAUGUUAGUGGAGUUAGCAGGGAAAAUGCAACAAAUCGAAAGACAACGCCCUCCUUGUAGACAACGGAAAAUUUUGUCGCGGUUUAAUACUAGACGAAAACCUGGUAAUCAAAGCACCACACCUACUAGUCCAGAAUGCAGCUUGACGAGUCCUGAUAGCCCUCAGACUAUUCCUACGAAGCCUCCUGAAUACAGUAGACUCAAAUUACAACCAGAUAUCGCAACACAAUCAACCACCACUCAAACAACAAUAACAUCACGCAAGCGACAUAGUCGAACAAACUCAAAUUCGCCAAGGAAUUCACGAUGUUCCAGAACGUCAAGUUCUCGAAUGUCGGUUGUAGUGGAUGCAGAAACACAGACUGAGUCAAUGGAUAUAAGCGAAACGGAUUUGAGUCCAGCGACAAGUUGUCCUACUACUAGUUGUGCAAGUACCACGGUUUAUCCUCAACGGGUCAUCUUGCAAGAGUUCCAGGGUUCUACGAAAGAUGAAGGGACUAAUGGGAAUAGUGUGACGUUACAUUAUAUGAUUCCACAUCCAGAACCAGUUCAAAUAUUCACAAGGCCGGACGGAUCUCGAACACCCAGUCCAAAUAUCUUCGAAUCUGAAGACAGCGUCAAUCGAAAUAUACACCCGCAAAUAUCCAGUGAAGAAGACAAUCUAGAAACUAUUGGUAGAAAGGUUUCAGCUAUCAAAAUCGAUACGAUGUUUUCACCGGAGAAUGGCAACCUUUCGACAAAUUUCUGUGAUAUUAUGAGGCAGCGAUCGUUUUCGGAAACUAGAGAUGAUUUGGAUAGUACUGAAGAUGCAGCCAAUGACAGUGUUUCAGAUGAAGAGGGCGAGGUUUAUAAUCAAUCAUUAAGAAGGAGAAGCAAGCAAUCACCAGGAACAGAAUUGAUAAAGUUAAGUUUGGCUAGAAGACCAAUCUAUCCCGGACGAAGAUCAAAUAGAUACAAAGUAAAUCACCAUUACCAAAGAGAGCCAAACGCUUCUGAUGAAGGAAACACAUCGGAAUAUUCGAUAUCACCUUCCAGUAAGUCAUCUACAUUAGAAUCGAACCCAGAUCGGAUGCGACGCCUGUCCAAUCUGUCAAACCGUUCAGUCAAAAGACCCAAUGACAGUUUGGACAGGUCAUCCGACAGUGAAUCAGAGGAUAAUGUUACUAUUGCGACACAAGCAGCGUAUACCUCGAACAAAACUGAAAAUGUAGUCUGAAUCGUAAAGCGAGAAUGUGAUUUUUAUUUAUAGUUGUAAUUAUUAGGCACAGUGUCUGCUAUAUGUUCGAAAGCUCGGAUUAAGUAUAAGUUUAAAUAAUAGUAACUUGUAUACUCAUUUAUAUAUAUUUAUACAAUUGAAAUAUAUCGAUAUAUUGUACUUAUACUAUAUUUUCCUCUAUGUAUACUGUAAAUUAGUUAUGAAAAUCGAUUGGUAACUAGAGGUUUAGAAAUUUUCUUUUGUCUAUGAGUGCUAGUUGCAUAUUGAUGCUAUACCGACAUUGUAUUAUUCUACCGGAUGUCUAAAUAGGAAAGGACGCCGGGUGGGAGGCACUGUAGGGUACAAGAGCCUCGGAAACUAUGCAUCGUAUAAUUUUGAGAAAAAAACUUUAAAUGUAAAAGUGGUCAGGAAGUAUCGUUGGAAAUUAUUUUUAAACUUCUAACUUCGUCACAAAAUGGCGUAGAGCUUAUGAUCAAUAUUUUUUUGGUUAGAGUAUUAUUACUAGUCAUUAUUUAUUUUAUUUUCAAUCUUGAACCCCAGUUGGUGUUUUUGGAGUUGUAAUCUCCACCGAUUAUUGUUACACAGUUUUUUAAGUACAUUAAGAUAAUUUUCUUUUUUCGGGUUGUAUCUUGGUGGGCAAUAGAUUGCAGUUAUUGUAAUUUUGCCCCCCUUAAUGCUAAUGGUUACCUGGUUGUCUGGUUCUUGGAUGCCUUCAUUGUGGAAAAUGUUAUUUUAAUUAUUAUGUAGUCAGAAUUGGGUAAACUUUCUUACAUAUUUUUGACAAUUUCUUUUGGGUUGUAUUACUCCCCCUAGCGGCGAUGUUAGGAACUCGCAAAUAAUUUCCAGGAGUUUCCAGGAACCAUUUUUAGAUAUAGCAGACGUUCUUUCUUAUUUGAACAUCCGGUACAGAAUUCAAAUUCGCUUUGUGUGCUCCUCGGUGAGAUACAGUUAAUCUUAGAAGUAAUAUUUAGGGAUGGUUUUGAGCUUUUAUUGUACUCCAAUUUCUCACAUAUAAACUAGUUGAAUUAACUUGUUAAAAAAAAUAAAAUUGUUGACUGGACUAAAAAAAUGAGACCGGGGUGGAGUUGAAGUUUUAGGGGGUUGAAAAGGGGUAAAAAUGAUAUUGUCGCGAUUUCUGUUCAAAGUUGACAUUAAAAACAAAAAUUUGUAAUACAUAACUUGUAAAUCAAGCAAAAAAGCUUUCGUAGAGGUUACUUUUUAACAUAACCUCAAAACUUCCCAUAAAAAUGUAAAAGUUCGUUUUUUUUCGUUUUUAUUUUUCAUUUAACCAAAAAUAAUUUAAUUCUGAUGAAAUUUGGUGAAAUUAUACCCAUCUGGAUGUAUCUUGAGUGGCGAUAGAUUUGCGAUGUUGCCAAAUCGAUAAAAAAAUUUUUUAGGAAUUGUAGGUUAUGUUCUUCUUCUUCUCUUUAAUUAAGGUUGUGAAUGUUUUUUGGCCUGAACACUCUGGGAAAAAUUCAUAUAAACUAUUAAAAAAAUAUCCUGAAAGAAUUCAUAAUCAAAAAAUAAAAGUAUAACAUUACUCACCAGUCUUAUAUUAUAUUUCUUUAUAAAGGCGACCAAAAGACUUGUUUUUUACGCAGCGUCAGCCAUUUUCUGCUCACCUUACAACCGCCAGACCGUCAUCAUCCGGUUUUUCAAACUCAACAAUGCAAUACAUCUGUAAAAUACCAAAUUCGGUUUAAUAUACUUUAUUAUUUUGUCACAAUCUAUUUUUUACCUUUUUCUAAAACAUCUUAUCAAAUAAAGUACAAUUUAAAAAUACAUCACGUUCCCAAGGUCGUCACGACUGUCACUUACGAGAAUUAUGAAGAUGGAGGAAACAAUAAUGACAAUUGAUAAUAUGACAUUCUCAGAAAUAUACAAAAAAAUAACGUCAUUAUGACGAAUUUUAAGUGACGUCUGUUCUAUGUCAUCAAUGCGACGUCAUAUACACGUUACUGGUUAGGAUAUUGUAUUUAGGAUAAAUAAAUACGUCAUAAUGACGAGUUUGUAUUGACGUCUAAUUAACGUUACAAAAACGACAUCAAAAUAAUGUUAUUAAUUGGUAUAAUGACGUUUCUGACGAGUACAUCCCAAAAAAUCACGUCAUAAUGACGGCACCUUGCUGCUUGGGAAAUAUUCUUCCCACAUACCUUUGUUCUUUUUGUUUAUCUCAACAUUUCCUAUAAAAAUUUCACUAGAACUGCUCUGACCUUCUUCGGCAUCUUCUUCUACAUUCCUUAUAUUUCUGACGUCAACUUUCCCCCCUUUUCAACCACCAAAAACUUUAUUUUAACCCUCUACCCCAGGUUGCAUUUAUUAAUUUUCUUAUUUAUUGUAAGCCACUUUACCAUUUACAUUUAUAAAAGUCGUUUUUGACGAGUAAAUCCCAGAAAAUUACGUCAUAAUGACGGCACCUUGCUGCUUGGGAAAUAUUCUUCCCACAUACCUUUGUUUUUUUUGUUUACCUCAACAUUUUUUAUAAAAAUUUUACUAGAACUGCUCUAAACUUUUUCGGCAUCUUCUUCUACAUUCCUUAUAUUUCUGACGUCAACUUUUCACCCCUUUUCAACCACCAAAAACUUUAUUUCAACCCCACCCCAGGUUGCAUUUAUUAAUUUUCUUAUUUAUUACAAGCCACUUUACCAUUUAUACUCAUAAAAGUUCAGUUAACAAUUUUUUUCUCAAAGUUUAAUUUGACUGGACUAUAAUAUUAUUGAUAUGAAUUUAAAAUAUUUAUAGAGCUCUACUUCAUUAUUGAAACUCACUGCUGGUGAUUUUAUUUUAUAAUAAUUGUUUUAAAGGGUUCUGCAUCACAAUUUCAUUACUCUGUAAAUGAUAUAACAUUUUUGCUCUGCAUCACAAUUUCAUCAGUUUGUUAAUAAUGAUAUAACACGUAUUUUGAUGAAAUGUUUUGGUUAGAAUUUUAGGAAUAUAUCGAUAUAUUUCAAUUACAUCCUGUACUUAUACAUGUUACCCUGCAAGAAUAAGCAUUUGAUGUACUAUAAAACAAUGGAGAACCAACAAAUAAUAUGAAUUUUCCUAAUAUUUCGGAGUUAGGACAAAAAAUUAAAUAAUCCAUAUAAACAAAAAUAUUUUUUAAAAAAAUAGUGCAAAAUUUUAAGAAUACAAUUUUAAAAACGUU
Messenger RNA from Psylliodes chrysocephalus, 5979 nucleotides. The record is from the annotation of a GenBank genome assembly. NCBI's taxonomy places the organism in Eukaryota, Metazoa, Arthropoda, Insecta, Coleoptera, Chrysomelidae.